GAAGGUUGCUGUUAUAUAUUUUAUACUGAUAAGGGCCGUUGUCAAAUUGAUUUUUUAUUCUGAUUGGAAAUAUGCAAGUGUUGAGAAGAGGGCUUUUCUCUUGUGACAGGUGCCCCUUUUGUUUUCGAUCGGCACCUUUUAGAAGGAUAGCAAGUUGUUCAUCUUUGAGGCAAAGAGCUUUGCCGGACGGACCCACUCUUAAAGACUUCAUCACCGGCACUGCGACGAAAGAUGUACAGGUCCGGGAUAUCGUCCAGGAAACUCUACCUUACCUAGACACACAGUCAUAUCGCGGAUGGGGAAGGAAAGUCUACUUUGAAGUGUAUGGUUGCCAGAUGAAUGUGAAUGACACAGAAAUAGCUUGGUCUAUUCUCCAAUCUGCCGGUUUCUCAAAAACCGGGGAUAUUAAGGAAGCUGACAUCAUCCUUGUCAUGACGUGCGCAAUUAGGGAAAACGCAGAGAAAAAAAUUUGGAACAGGCUCCAGCACUUCAAAGGCUUGAAGAGAGUGCGGUCGACGAAUAGGUCCAAACCGCCUGUGAAAGUUGGAAUAUUAGGCUGCAUGGCAGAGAGAUUGAAACAUAAGCUGCUAGAUGAAACUCUUAUCGAUUUGGUCGCCGGUCCGGACAGUUACAAAGAUCUUCCACGACUUCUCGCGCAUACAGAUUCAAAUGAAGAAGCCAUAAACGUAAUGUUAUCCCAUGACGAGACAUACGCUGACGUUUUGCCUGUAAGGCUGAAUGAAAAUUCAGUUUCAGCAUUUGUCUCUAUAAUGAGAGGAUGCAAUAAUAUGUGCACUUAUUGCAUCGUUCCUUUUACAAGAGGACGAGAAAGGUCGAGACCCAUCAGCUCUAUUUUAAAAGAGGUUAAACAUCUCUCAGAACAAGGAGUGAAGGAAGUCACUCUCUUAGGGCAGAAUGUCAAUAGUUACAGAGACACAUCAGAGGAUGCAUCAAAUGACAAAAUAACACAAUUAGCGAAGGGAUUUAAGACAGUUUACAAGCCUGUAAAAGGUGGUGUAAGAUUUGCCGAGCUGCUUGAUAGAGUUGCUUCUGUCGAUUCUCAAAUGAGAAUCAGGUUCACUUCACCACACCCUAAAGACUUUCCCGAUGAGGUUUUAAAUGUAAUAUCGUCAAGAAAGAACGUUUGCAGUAAUAUCCACUUGCCGGCUCAAAGCGGCAAUUCUGAAGUUUUGAACAUGAUGAGGAGAGGGUAUACUAAGGAGGCGUAUCUCGAAUUGGUCGACCAUAUAAGGAGUAUCAUCCCUUCAGUGACGCUGUCAUCGGAUUUCAUCUGCGGGUUUUGUGGCGAAACUGAUGAACAGUUUCAAGACACGCUAGAUCUUAUUGAAAAAGUGGGCUACCACGUUGCUUACUUGUUCGCGUACAGCAUGCGAGAAAAAACCACAGCGCACAGGCGGUACAAAGACGAUAUCCCAGACAAAGUGAAACAGGAACGACUCUUGGAAAUGGUUUCAGCUUUUAGAAAAGGUGCGGAAAUUCUAAACAAGAAAUUUGUAGGACUAUGCCAGACCAUCUUAAUUGAAGGGGUGAGCAAGAAAUCUGAUAAUUUUCUAACAGGUAGAAACGACGGUAAUAUCAAGGUGAUAAUACCCCGUUUGGCGAUACCACAGAGUGAAAAUUCCAGCGUACUCGAGCAUAUUAAACCUGGAGACUAUGUUAACGUCUUUGUUGAAGAAUCCAACUCCCAGGUUUUGAAAGGAAAGCCUUUGUAUCAUACUUCUUUAUGAAAAAAACAAUUGUAUAGAUGUGUCUAUUUCAAUCAUUGAAGUCAUUUUUAUUUAAAUUUUAAAAAUUUACAAUAAACAAUUAAUACGAUUGAAAGUCUGUGUGGUAAUGCGUACCACUACGUGUAAGUAUACAUUCUUUUCACGUCCAUAUGAAUAGUCUUAUUUAUGAAUGACUAGUUCAGAGAUUUCACAAAUAUAAAUUUUAAAAAUAUUUUAA
Messenger RNA from Cimex lectularius (bed bug), 1965 nucleotides. RefSeq names its product CDK5RAP1-like protein. NCBI's taxonomy places the organism in Eukaryota, Metazoa, Arthropoda, Insecta, Hemiptera, Cimicidae. The transcript is spliced from 9 exons. The record is from RefSeq and is a predicted model, not a curated record. Gene Ontology annotation, molecular function: 4 iron, 4 sulfur cluster binding; tRNA-2-methylthio-N(6)-dimethylallyladenosine(37) synthase activity. Gene Ontology annotation, cellular component: cytosol; mitochondrion. Gene Ontology annotation, biological process: negative regulation of cyclin-dependent protein serine/threonine kinase activity; tRNA modification. Bases 72 to 1748 code for a protein of 558 amino acids.